UUUGACUCUCGUCGCGGCGUGGUCAACAGCUCCGACGUCCGCACGUGCUGCGCCAAACGAUCACUUCGCCGCGCUUCUCUCGGCGCGGGUUGUUUCUCGCCGUCGGGCCACCGGGAUUCGGCGCUCGUGCCGGCGGUCUGCGGCGGCGAUUCGGGGUCCUUUCUUGAGCAUACACACAUUGGCCUCUCUGCGACGGAUGAUCGUUUUCCCGCGCUGCGACGGAGGAGCUAGGGCUCGAAUUCAAAUCCGAUUUCCCUAGCCCCUUCGACGCUUGAGCAGCAGCAAAAUCAGCUGAUUUCCGUCGUCCCCUUAGCUGCAACCAGCUCCGUGUUGUGUUGCUGUUCUCAUUCGCACUCGAAUCUUGAAUUUCUUCUUCACCGCUCAAAACCCCUCUCGAGAAUCAGUUCGCGCAGCGGCGGCCGAAACCCUCCCCCCGGAAAGUCGCGAUUUUGCUGCGGUAUGGCCAGUGCCGGAUACGAUCUCUCUCAAUUCGACAUUUCCAAGGAGGAGAAGGACAAGCUUGUGGGGGAAGUGAUGCGUUAUGCGUUGUUCAAGACUCACCAGAACUCGGGGUGUCCGAUCAAGAGAGAGGAGCUCACUCAGUUGGUCACUCGGAAUUACCGGAACCGGAACCUGCCCGCGCUCGUCAUCAACGAGGCCCGCGAGAAGCUCUCGAGCGUUUUCGGGUACGAGAUGAGGGAGCUCCAGAAAUCGCGCCCUUCGACUAACCAGACCCGGUCUUCUCAAUCAAGUUCUGCAGACAGCAGAUCCUAUGUCCUCAUGAGUCAGCUACCUGCUGAACUAUAUAGGAGGUAUGUGGAGGACGUAAAUACAGCCCAUCUGUCUGGUUUUACUUUUGUGGUGAUAAGUAUCGUGCAUCUUGCUGGAGGCAAAAUCCCAGAAGAUAAUUUAUGGCACCAUUUGAGACGGCUAGGAUUGCAUGAAACCGAUGAAAACCACCAAGAAUUCGGAAAUGUCAAGCAGGCAUUGGAAGCUUUAGUCCAGCAAAGAUAUUUGCAGAAAGACAAAGUUACUGGUCCAGAAGGUAGUAUGAUAUUGUACGAGCUUGCUGAGAGAGCAUUAGAUGCAAGAAUUAUUGAGAAGAUCAAAGAAAACAUAUCACAGGUUGUGAAGAAAGAUGUCACUUAUGAAGACGCGGAGUAGGAUCCAUUUAAAGGACAGAGUAGCUGUAGAUUCAUGAUAUCAUUCUUACCCUUUUUUUGUAUCCUUGUGGAAGAUUCUAUACUCAUAUGGGGCUGUACCCUGGCUUAAUGCUGUGGUUUUGCAUUUCAAUGUCAAGCUUAUCAAGAUACUUAUCUA
This is a messenger RNA of Syzygium oleosum, 1320 nucleotides long. RefSeq lists its product as uncharacterized. The record is from RefSeq and is a predicted model, not a curated record. NCBI's taxonomy places the organism in Eukaryota, Viridiplantae, Streptophyta, Magnoliopsida, Myrtales, Myrtaceae. The transcript is spliced from 6 exons. Gene Ontology annotation, cellular component: nucleus. Bases 460 to 1164 code for a protein of 234 amino acids.